Messenger RNA from Crotalus tigris (Tiger rattlesnake), 3424 nucleotides. RefSeq names its product interleukin-5 receptor subunit alpha-like. Gene Ontology annotation, molecular function: cytokine receptor activity; protein binding. The transcript has 9 exons. The record is from RefSeq and is a predicted model, not a curated record. Gene Ontology annotation, biological process: immunoglobulin mediated immune response; cytokine-mediated signaling pathway. The coding region runs from base 4 to 954 and encodes 316 amino acids. NCBI's taxonomy places the organism in Eukaryota, Metazoa, Chordata, Lepidosauria, Squamata, Viperidae. Gene Ontology annotation, cellular component: external side of plasma membrane; membrane.
ACCAUGCCAGCCAAGAGGAAACUGGUGUCGCUGGCCCUCAACGUCACCCCACCAUCGCUGAGGGACUCAGCCCCACUGGAGGUGGCGAGUGCAAUGGCUCCAAGUAUGAAUGGAACAUCUGUUGAAAACUUUUCCUGUAUUGUUCGCUCAUAUAUAUUUAAGAAUCCUACUAUGAAUUGUACUUGGAAUGCUGGCACAAAUGCUCCUUCAGACACCCAGUAUUUUAUGUACUUAGCUUACCACAAGGCUACAGAUAACGAGUGUCCACAUUACAUAAGUAAUAUGCAUAGAAGACACAUUGGUUGCUACUUCCCUGAUGUGAUAGUAAAUAAAUAUCGUGUGAAUAUUACAGUAAACGGAUCAAGCACAAAAUCUCCAAUUCAAUCGUAUGUUGAUGAUUUCCGACUUUAUAAAAAAGAACAGCUUCAACCUCCCCAAAAUAUUACUGUGGAUUAUAAAUCACCAUUAUAUUAUAGAAUCCAAUGGGAACCUCCUCCAAGCUCUCGUAAAGUUGGAAGGGAAUGCUUUGAGUUCCAAAUAAAGGAUGAAUGCAGGAAUACAGUCAUGAAUGUAACAGGAAAAACAUACUUCAAUUUUGCAAAGCCUGCAAAAUAUAUCUUGAGAAUUCGCACAAUUGGACACACUGUGUGUACAAUUUCAAAAGAAAUGAAUGGAGAAUGGAGCGAACCUAUUGAGUUUGGUACUGAUCCUGAUACAUUUCCUACACUGCCUUUAGUCUUUGCUGCACUUGGAACCAUGCUAAUAAUUAUGCUCUUGACUUUGAUUUGUAAAAGGAACCACAUAUGGGAAAAACUGACAGAUCCAGUCCCCCAACCAAAAGAUAUAAUGUGGCAACAUGAAAAGAAUGUGGAGAAAUGGGUGACCCCAGUACCAAUAGGAGGUGAAUCAAUAACAGUGGUUGAAGAAAUGACUGCCAUCUCCCCAAAAGUAUGAGACAUUGCCCACUACAAAAAAAAAACCUACCCUAAUAAAAUAGUAAAAGAAAACCUGUCUAUACAGGUAUGUGUACGAUUUAUCUGUUUCUUUCAAAAUAUGAAUGCAUUUGUAUGCAUUCAGACAGUGGGAUUCAAGAUAAUAACCUGUUACUAGAGGCUGUCAAGCAAGAACUAGAACAAUUAAUUUUCCCAAGGUGUCACAUGACAAACUGGGACUGUUGUGGAGGGCGGAACUAAUAGGAAUGUGUAGGUGCGUAGGCAUGCACAGACACACAUACAUAAAUUGAAUUUAAAACGUUGCCUUCAAAGUAAAAGCAUUCCACGUUGUCCAGACAAGGGCAGCCAAAGGGCUGGAUGUAGCCCAGGAGCCAUCAAAUGCCCAGGUGUGGCUAGAUUCAUUGUGCAUAUACAAAGGGCAGAGUUUACAUUCACCAACUUGCUUUGUGUUUUUUUUUUUAAUUUUCCCCGUGGAUGCCUAGAUUUCUUUUGUGUAAAAACGGGGAUAAAUCUGUUGUUCAUUCCUGUUGUAUGGAUCAGGGUAUACAGUAUAGUCAACACAUAAGAGUAUAUUGAAUGGAUUUCUACCAUUCUUUGAGUCACAGAGGGUUUCUCCCUUGUUAUUGUUAGACACCUUCAGACAUUUGAUUAAAAGGAAAAACACUGAAUAAUUAUUCCCCACUUUUGGAAUACUGGGAAGAUGAAAUGCCUCUUAACAAAAGAAAUAAGCUUUUCCUCUAUUCUCUAAAAGCCUUGAAUCCCAACUUCCAAAGAAACUGUUGUAGAAAAAACAAAAGCUGAAUGUGGGAGAAUUUGCACAAGCAAAUUCUGAUAGUACUUUGGACCAAACAAUCAUUAAGGGAAGGUACAAUAUAUAUUCAUAGAUAAGGCCAUUCAUGGAUAAACUAACUCAUUUUUUUCAAUGUUUUUGUUUUCAUAUUUUAAAUAACAUUUGUUUUUUACUUGGCUUAUCCAAGGGUGGCACGAUACAUACAUACAUACAUACAUACAUACAUACAUACAUACAUACAUACAUACAUAUAUAUAGCAACAACAUCAGUAUUAAAUAACACAUUUUUAAAUAAAUUGCCAAUAAUAGUCUAGGAUAAGAAUGUCAAACGCCAUGUCACGUGACACAACAUAUCACUUUUUCUCCUUGCUGGAGCUGGGGUGGGUGCAGCUUCUGCGUGAUGCAUCAGUACUAAAUAAAACAGGUUUUCCAAUUGACUAUCUGUUCUGAUGCCUAUAUAUAUUGUACCUUCCCUUAAUGAUUGUUUGGUCCAAAGAACAUCUGGCCUUCAUUCAAAAUAAUACUAGAGCUGGAAAGUCAAAUUCUCUCAUUGUACCAUCUACCUUUAAACCUACUAAUCUAAAUUAGUAGAAAAUUCUAAUUUUCUCUGAUGUCAUAUUUAAUUUUUUAUUCAAUACUCUAAACAUCAAUACCAAUACAAACACUCCUAAUAGUUAUUUGUUUUUCAACACGACAGUGUAAAAGCAUACAAAUGAGAAUCUUGCCAUGUGGGCACAUGAGUAAGAUAUCUUUCUUCAAAUAAUUAAAAACUCAUACAGCUGAUUCAUCUAAUGCUACGUACAUGUGCUUCUUUACAAAGCAUGUAUAUUAUAUUUUCCCCAUAGCCCUACUUCCUACUUAUUCUUAGGUGAACUAUAAUUAUUAGCAUCCCUAUAUGCACACUGCUUAACCAUUGCAUUAUUAUUUUCAAGCUUUUUUCUCCAUAUUCAGAAUGGGUUCCUAUUUCAAACUAUUUUACCAUUUUCAUAAAAACAUGAUGAAAACUUCUGAAGGCCUAUAUAAGCAUAUCUUAUUUAAAGAGCCUUUAAAUCCAGUCUAAGAAUCCAACUAUAGUACUCUGCCCCAACACACACCACGGGACAGCUUUUUAAAAAGUCUUGCCAUACUAGUUCUUUCCUUACUUUGUUCCACUCCCCCUUUUUGUGCAGAUGGAUAUGCACAUGCAUAAAUGCUGCCUGAGGCCAGUAAACCACAUCUUACUGCAUGGUGAGGCUGGCCAUAAAACUCAAGAUGUAGUAGUCAUAAAUUCAACACAUAGUUAAUUAUGUUUAUUGUUCACAAAAUGCCCCAAAUUGGAGAACACAAAUGCUAGAUGUUCAGCUGUGCAAAAACAGUACAUAGUGUUUAAGUACAAGUGGAAAAACAAGAUUGGCUAAAUGAAUAUUUUUCAAAACAUGAUUUUUAUGGUUCUUUUAAGACAGGACUUGAAACUUAUAGCUGAUCUUCAGACAAAAGCAGAUCAGCUUCCUUGGACCCUGAACUGUACCUACUAUAACCAACACCAAAGACAGACGAUUCUGGACUAUCUGUUCUGAUGCCUAUAUAUAAUGUACAUCAGUUCACAGAAGGCAGUUUGUAGUCCUACUUAAACAUGAUCUGGCCCCGAUACAUAAGACUGAGUAGGAAUUUUUUUUAAGUCAGUGGUCCAUAAUGGCAAGUU